Messenger RNA from Nicotiana tabacum (common tobacco), 3071 nucleotides. RefSeq names its product LEAF RUST 10 DISEASE-RESISTANCE LOCUS RECEPTOR-LIKE PROTEIN KINASE-like 1.1. Gene Ontology annotation, molecular function: protein kinase activity; ATP binding. NCBI's taxonomy places the organism in Eukaryota, Viridiplantae, Streptophyta, Magnoliopsida, Solanales, Solanaceae. Gene Ontology annotation, biological process: protein phosphorylation. The record is from RefSeq and is a predicted model, not a curated record.
UUACUUUAAAAAUCUGUGCAAAUACAAGUGUCAAUUUGGGUAUUAAGCCAUAGUUAUAGGCACUUUGUCCAGAAUCGGAUUUUGGAUUUUAGUAUAUACUGUAUUCGAAUUUUAAGGUUAUUAGUAUUGAACUUAUUACAGUUUUAAAAUUUUGGAUUCAAAAUUUAAUAUUUGUUGACAUUUUUGUGUUUUCACGUAAUAAAUCUAUUCUCCGGGUCGAAAUGAAUCCGUGCCGAAGCACUGGAUCCGCCCCCGGGCUUAUUUCAUAAAAAGCUAGCAAUAAAAAUUAAUGAUUGAUUCUUUCUCAUAUUUUUGUAGAAGAUGGCUUGGAACAUAGCAAUAAUUUCUAGCUUUCUAUAUAUUGCCAAACUUGAAAAACUUUCUUGGUAGCUUCCAAUGAGAAAGUGAGCAAAUGGAAGGUUUGAUUUUUAUUUUUUAAUACUGACUAGUACCAUUUCCUUUUUCGCUUUCACCUUUGGAUGUAUCUAUAAACCAUUAGAUAUCUGAAAUGAAUAUAGACAGGGCGGAUCAAAGAUUUUAACUUUAUGGGUUCGUAAUUUUCUUAACCCACAAUUCAUUUGAUUUUCUAGGUUCAGAACAUAUUUUUGUACCUAUAGGGUCUAAGCCGAAGCUAUUGGAUUCGAUUGAACCUGCUCGUUAUGUUGUAGAUACACCGGUGAAUAUAGCUUCUAUUUCUACAGUGUAGGUCAUCCAUUUUGGAGACUUUGGUUCUGAAAAUGAUGAGAAGUUGCUGUUGAUAUGCAGAGUCAAGAAGUCAAGUUUUUCUAGUGCUGUCAAUGACUAAGAGAGGCUAAUGUGAACAUUUCCUUUUUUUUUUCUUCACCUUCCUUUUCCCUAUUAAGUCUGGCCCAUGUUAUACGUUUGGUUCCACAAAGUGUUUCUUUUUGACAAAUUUAUGACAAUUUUGAUGUUAAGAAAUUCUUGUGAUCUAGCUAGACUUAUAAUUCACAAACCUUCAGCUAGCUUUCCUCUUCUUUGCAAUAGGAUUCAAAAUGGCUUUGGCUUAUUCUUUUAUUUGCUUCCUUUUAUCUCUUCUUCUGAUGUUAGUUCAGACAAAGGGCAGAAGUGAUUCAACUUGUCCAAAGUCUUUUUCAUGUGGAAAUCUUACUGACUUGAGCUUUCCUUUCUCUCUUUCCACACAACCAGACUGUGGACUAAUGUCCAUGUCUGAUUGUGAUGCUAAACCAUUUCCAAGAAUCCAACUGCUUCCUGGAGGAGAUUGGUACUAUGCUUUAGAGAAGCAUAAUUCAUCAGUUUGGCUUGGCGACCCGAAGCUUCAACGCGAUUGCGAGGCUUUUAACAAAAAUUUCUCCCUUCAAAACUCUCCUUCUAUUUCUUUCACUACUCUUUCACUUCAAAAUAUCUUCAAAUGUAACAGUACCAGUCAUAAUAUUACGCAGAAGAUGAAAGAUCAUUUUGCUGGUUAUAAAAUGUACAAUGGCUGUAAAGGCUUCAGCAUAUACUACAAGCUUCCCGGAGACAUUCGAGCAGACAAUCUUCCUACCAACUGUUCACCUAUCAGAUUGCCAUUGCACUCGGUAUCAAGAGAUGGUGAUUUGUUUGACUUGUUAGGUCCCAAAUUUCUAGUAGAAUGGGAACUGUCUGAUUACUGUUACCACUGUCACUAUAGUGGAGGUCAAUGCCAGACUGAUAUUACCAACAAUUUUUGUUGUCACAAAGAUGGAAAAACAACUAGAAGAAGUAUGAUGGGGCUGAUUCUGGCAGCAGUUCUUGGUGGAGUAGGAUUGGCGAUGAUAACUUGUUUAGUUGUCUAUUUUAUCUGGUGUCACAAGAGGAGGAAAUUUAGUCCAUCCCACUUCCUCUCCACAAAGAAAUUGUCAGAUAUUUUUAAACAUGAUGUUGAGGGAGGCAGUAUAUUCUUUGGUGUCCCAGUUUUCACUUAUUCAGAACUUGAAGAAGCCACAAAUGAUUUCACUUCCUCUCGAGUACUUGGAGAUGGAGGUUUUGGAACUGUUUACUAUGGAAAACUUAAGGAUGGAAGAGAGGUUGCUGUAAAGCGCCUUUACGAGCACAACUGCAAGCGAAUGGAGCAGUUUUUAAAUGAAAUUGAGAUCCUUACUAGACUAAGGCACAACAAUCUAGUCACCCUCUAUGGCUGCACUUCAAGCCGAAGCCGUGAACUACUCCUUGUCUAUGAAUAUAUUCUUAAUGGAACUCUUGCUGAUCAUCUCCAUGGUCGCAGAGCGAAGAAACGAUCACUCGCGUGGCCAAUCCGCAUGAACAUUGCUAUAGAAACUGCUGGUGCAUUGGCUUACUUGCACGCUUCUGACGUAAUACACUGCAAUGUCAAGACUAAUAACAUACUCCUUGAUCACAAUUUUAGUGUUAAAGUUGCAGAUUUUGGGAUUUCAAGGCUCUUCCCAAAUGAUGUCUCUCAUAUUUCAACUGCACCGCGGGGAACCCCUGGCUAUAUUGAUCCAAAGUAUCACGAAUGUUACCAGCUGACUAGUAAAAGCGAUGUUUAUAGCUUCGGGGUGGUCCUUGUCGAGCUCAUUUCAUCAAUGCCAGCUGUGGACAUGAAUAGGCAUAGCCAAGAGAUUAAUUUGGCUAACUUUGCAAUAAACAAGAUAGUAAAAUGUGCAUUUAACGAGUUGAUCGAUCCAUCCCUGUGGUUCGAUUCAGAUACCAAGAUUUGGGAAAUGACUACUUCAGUGGCAGAACUAGCUUUUCUAUGUUUGCAGACAGAUAGGGACACGAGGCCUACUAUGGUUGAAGUUUUGGAUACUCUAAAGGAGAUUCAGACUAGUGAAUUUAAUGAUGAGAAGAAAGCUAAAGUAGUAGCAGCUCCUCCUUUCCCUGAAUCAGAAGAUAUGUUAUUAUUGAAGCAAGUCAAAUCACUACCUUCACCAAAUUCUGUAACUGAUAAAUGGAUUACUUGCUAUGAUAUAAAUAUUACAAAGUAGUUCAGGUUGUAUACCCCUUUUUCUUUAUGUUCUUGAUGUAAAUUUUGAGAGACAAUGAAUGUACUACUUAGAGAGGUUUCUUGAGCUAUGUAUCUAUGAAUGAAGGUGAUUCCAUUUCUAAUCUCA